AAAAAUAGAUAUAUGCAGACCCCUGCAAUGGAAAACAAAACUUGGGUAAAACGACCACCAAAAACACCUCUAAAAGUUACAGAAGGGAUGAGUUUCACAACUCCAAAAGUUGAAACUGCUCAACAAACUGAAAACAGCCAGCAAUCAGAAGAAGCAUGCUCGAACAAUGACAUGAAGAAACAAAAUUUCGAUUUGAAAAUUGAAAACGGUGUGCUGAAAUCAAAACUUCAAAAUGUAUCUGGCAGCCAAAAAACUGACAUGGACGUCAAAGUCUGUCUGACUAUUCAGAGCGACCAAGGAAGUUCACAGUCAGUGGAGCGGCAUGACCCGAAGCCCUUAAAAAAUGAACCGAUACAAGAAAACGCGGCUUCACAUAAGGCUCUGUUGGAGAACUAUGAUGGGAAGUUAUGCGAGGAACAGCGACCGAGCACAAAGCGGCAACUGUCCGCUGAGAGUGCAGCAAAAUCAGUGAGCGUAAGAAAGAGGUGCACUGUGAAAAAGAGCCAAGAGGAGAUUGUGAAACCCCCCUCAGUUGCCAGCCCUGGCACGCAGAGUGGGAGACCUUAUCUACCUGCAGUCUCCACCUCUCAGAGGAAACCCAGAAAAGUGCUCUUCACAAGCACUGAUGUUUUCAACAAAGUAGAUGCAUUCUCCAUCCAGAAAGGAAGAGAGUUGAGGGAGAUGGAAGAAUUUGAUGCACAGAAGAUUGCUCGUGCAGUCACUGAAGCGGCAAGAAAUGAAGUGGAAAAACUCAGGGCCAUAUGGAUCUGGCUGUGCCAUAAUAUUGAGUACGAUAUAGAGGGAUACCUUGGUCUUUCUCAGAAGAUUUGUUCAUUGGAUGAAGUCAUCAGGAAUGGAAAAGGUGUAUGUAGCGGUUACUCCAGUCUCUGUGUGGAAAUGUGCAGGGAGGUGGGCAUUGAGUGCGUGGAAGUAAGCGGGUACAGCAAAGGCAUUGGAUACCAGGCCAGGCACAGUUUAGCUGAGGAGUGUUCUGAUCAUGAGUGGAAUGCUGUCUUCAUGGGCGGGCAGUGGUGGCUGCUUGAUGCUUGCUGGGGUGCUGGCACUGUGGAUAUGAAAAGCAAAACAUUUGUGAAGAGGUAUGAUGACUUUUAUUUCCUGAGUGAACCCAGUGAAUUCAUAAACUCUCAUUUCCCUGAUGACCAAACCUGGCAACUACUUACCACACCCAUAUCCAUACAAGAGUUUGAAAUGAGACCCUUGAAGACCUCUGCAUUUUAUCAGUUGGGAUUGACCCUCAUACAACCCAAGCAGUAUAAGACAAUCACAGAGGAUGGGGAAGCAAUUGUGUCAGUGAGCUCCUCUAGACUGUUGACCUUUUCGUAUGAGAUGAGGCAGCAGGCCCAGACAGGAGCUCUAAAGCAGGAGGAGGUUGACAGCUCCUGUGGUCUCCUGUCAGUAAAUCAUCAAGGAAUGAAGCUGCGAUUACUGCCCUCAGAGCCCGGAACCUACGAGGUCAAGCUGUUUGCCCGACGAGAGGGUGAACCUGGUGCUCUGCGGUGGGUUUGUUCUCUCGAACUGGAGUGCCCAAGUGUCCAGAAGAGGCAGCCCCUGCCUGAUAACCCCUACUUGAACUGGGGCUUAGCUGCGGGGGCGUUGGCACUAGGUGUCAAGGCUUGCAGUGUCGCAGGAGAACAGGCUGUGGAGGUUGCUGAUGAUGGAGAGUGCAAGGUGAUCCUAAACACAUCACGACCUCUGAUGAUGGUGUGUGAGCUCGCGCACAAUGAGCUUAACGCUGCUGCAUCCAAGCGCUGCCUUGCAAUGCAAAUUGCAAAAGAGCAGCUGGUGUGCAACGUCAUGUGCCCGUACAAAGGAUUUUACCGGCUGUCCAUGUUCGUGCAGGAUUAUGACAGUGGAGGUGGGACUUUUCAAAAUGCCGGGAACUUCUUGCUGCACUGUCAAAGAUUGAAUCCAAAUGCACUGUAUCCUCCAGAUCUCAGCCUGUGGUGUGGUUCUGGGAUUCGUACUCAAGAAGCAGGCUUGUCCCAUUUCAGCCACACAGGGGCAAUAGUGAAUGCACCCCAAGGCCGGUGCAACAUCACCUUCCACUCCACCUCACCAGAACUGCAAAUACAUGCGGUCCUCUGUGCUGAGCUUCACAAGCAGGCUGACUUUCCUCUGUCCCGAUAUGUACUCCUAACAUUUAAUGACACAAAGAUAACCGUGAGCGUCUGUGCGCCCAAAGCCGGAGUUUACCGCCUUGGUCUUUAUGGACGCAAACCACCUCAGCAAGACUAUAAGCCACUGUGUGACUUUAUAAUCAGGAGUGUGUGUGAAAAACAUGGAGAUCCAUUUCCCUGUGUGUAUUCAGGAUGGGGAAGAGGGUGCGUGCUACUGGAGCCCCGCACAGGUGUGCUGGCCCCACAAUGUUCAGUCAGUUUUCGCGUACGGGUACCAGGUGCACAAAGAGUGUGUGUUGUGGGAGAAAAACGAACGGAUCUGAAGAUGAAUAAGAGCAGAGUUUGGGAAGGUGAGGUAGUCACCGGAAAUGCCACAGUUCUCAAACUCGCAUCUGUCGCUAAAGAAAGCAAUGACAUGCAGGUUCUCAUGACCUUUGAUGUCCUUAACCUGGAGAAUGAAUUGUGAAUAGAGGAAAAAUGAGCUAUGGUCACACUGCAGUUCAAUGUCACACAUUUUUUGGAUGAUAGUGUGAAGUUUUUAAAGUGUGAAGAUUAGGCUAAUACAACUAGUCUUCUUAUAGCUAGUAAUGUUUUUCCCGGUAAUUUAGAAUAUUGUAUGGACUACAUUUAAAAGGCCAUGUAAGCAAGCUUAUAAAAUCAAUUCUGAAUCAUAUUUUAGCAGCACUGGAAUUGGACACUUUGGGUUGCAGUGUGAACAAAGGCCAAAAUAUUGGGUAGGGACAGGCUGAAAGAUUAUGCAAGAUACAUCUCAAGGUCAAAGUUGUGAUCAUGUCCACUUAAACAUUUUAAAUAAGCUGUUUCUUAAUGACAUUUUUGUCACUGUAUGUGUGUGUAUGUGAGCGAACGCGAC
This is a messenger RNA of Danio aesculapii, 3009 nucleotides long. RefSeq names its product kyphoscoliosis peptidase (gene ky). The record is from RefSeq and is a predicted model, not a curated record. Lineage: Eukaryota; Metazoa; Chordata; Actinopteri; Cypriniformes; Danionidae.